This is a messenger RNA of Acomys russatus (golden spiny mouse), 3555 nucleotides long. RefSeq names its product ubiquitin carboxyl-terminal hydrolase 29-like. Lineage: Eukaryota; Metazoa; Chordata; Mammalia; Rodentia; Muridae. Gene Ontology annotation, biological process: protein deubiquitination; G1/S transition of mitotic cell cycle. Gene Ontology annotation, cellular component: nucleus; cytosol. Bases 723 to 3449 code for a protein of 908 amino acids. The record is from RefSeq and is a predicted model, not a curated record. Gene Ontology annotation, molecular function: cysteine-type endopeptidase activity; cysteine-type deubiquitinase activity. The transcript is spliced from 4 exons.
GGCACGGAGUUGACGUCAACGGAGUCGGUCUAAGGGGCCCCCAAGCAGGGUCUGGAAAAGGGGGAUGGGAUGUGGGUGUGAAGGGAUGCAGCCCCCCAAAAAGAAAUCGAGGUGAAACAGAAAUACCUGCUAAUGAUGCCCCAAUGCAAAACCUGAGAAGAGAGAGGGGUGGAAAAGGACAAGCGUAUAUUUGUCUAAAAUAGGGGGAAAGGGAAACAUGAAAAAUCGAGGCAGAAACAUGUACGUUGAGGUCUAACCACGAAUGAUAAAGGUAGAAGAAAGGACUUUUCUGCCUGCAACACCCAACCACUAAGCUAAUUUCCUUAAUAAACGAAGAGCUAUCGGAAACCAGCAAGGGAAAGACAAAAGCAAAAAAGGGAGGGGGCGCGCAAAAAGAGACGGCAAGUCACAGGACAAUACAAAUGGCUGGAAGGACCGUGGCCUGACUCUCGGCAUAGCGAGACGCCGACCUGAGAUACCGGGUGAAGGCGGCUUAUGGCAGUGCGCUGAACUGCAUGCUGUCACCCACCAUUGCAUGAAUCCGCCGCAUAGAAUAGCAAGGAACCGCGAGGGGGGUAAGCGGGUAGAUUACCAAGCCUGCCUCUGAUAGAAGAAAUUUCUAUGUCACCGGGAAAAAUAACGGGGGUAUCGCUGCCGUAAAGGACCUAGAUCGUAAUAGAUUCAAUGAAAUAAAACACGUUGCUGAAGUUUGUAGAAACGAAAUGAAGAGAGCUUCAGUUGGAUCUUCAGCAGGCGACCGCAUCUGGCCCAGGGGCUCCUUUGUCCUGCACUGUGGACUUUCAACUCUGGAGAACCCGUUGCAUUAUCGUACGUGUUUUAUUUGUGAAGAGGGAAUGGCUCGUCUAAAGAUCCAGUGUUUGGUCCAAGUCCGAAGCAAGAGCCGGAGCGAGCGCACCAGGGCAUCUCAGUGGAAAGAAGGAGUCAUUGAAGUAGCGGAAAGAAAUCAGAUAGUUAAUCUGGUGGUUUUCUUCAAGUUGGAAGAAAGGAGAAGGGUUUUCCCGCUGGGUGAUAAUAUUGUCGAUGUGGCGGUUACAGGUUCUGAGCUGGAAUUGUAUCAGCUGCAUUUAACAUUGAGAGACGAGAGCUCUUUACUUCUUAGCAGGUUAUCCUCCAAAGAUGUUGAGCAUUUGAAGUCCUUCCUGGGUUCUUUUAAUCCAUGUGAGUCCCACCAACCCUUGGAGCCCGAGAGCAAUCGGGAUAUUCUUGAAAGCCUCGACCCACUUUGCAGAGAGCACCAGGGGCCAUCCUGUGGACCCCCGAAGACUACACCAGGAAGUAAGGUACCGCUCUCUCAGAACAUGCCACUUCCUGAGCCGAACUCCACGGGUGGUCACGUUGCGGGGAGAAGCCAAGGAAAAGGUGAAAAGAGGAAGGCAGAAUCCUCACCUAGCGCAGAGGAGAACAAGGACAUUCUCAAAGGAAGCGAUCUUGAGCCAAAAAAGAAACGCAAGAGAGCUGGUGGCUCCAGGCGUGGAGGCAAAGGGGCGCAAUCGACGGAAAAGCCCGCUUCCUGGGGCAAGCCUGAGCCUGAUGACACUGCCCAAGCUUCUCCUACCCCUUGCCUAAAGCUACUAAAACGUCAAGGCUUCCCCAAUUUGGGAAACACCUGUUACAUGAAUUCCAUUUUGCAGUCUGUCUUCGGGAUUCCGAUCUUCGUAAAGGACUUGCUCACACAAGGUAUCCCGUGGGACUUUGUUCCCCACAGCGACCUUCUCAAGCCCUUAGGCCUGCUCCUUGUCUUGAAAGACAUUCAGGACGUAGACGCCAAGGGAAACGUCCUCAUGGAUGUGAUGCGGUCCAUCUCCAUGGUUACAGACACGUUCUUGAGCAACGAGCAGAAUGAUGCCCAUGAGUUUUUAAGUCUGUGUUUGGAGCAGUUGAAACUGAGCAUGGAAAGACUCAAUGUCAUGUGGGAUACCAUGAGGGAAAAGGAAGGCGAGAAAUCAUCUCUCCCGACCGCCAGCACCAAAAGGUUUGUGUGCCCGGUGGGUGCUAAUUUUGAGAUGGAGCUGCAAAAAUCCAUCGUUUGUGAUGGUUGCGGCGAGGCUAUUUUCAAAACGGAAGUGAGCAGCUACCUCUCUAUUGACCUGCGCCAAGGGACAAGCGCACCCCCUUUAUCAAUUCAAGAGUGUUUCGAUGUCUUCUUUACGCCGGAGGAAAUUGAGCGUAAUUGCGAGAAAUGCAAGAACAAGAAUUCCGUUCUCCGGUACUCACUGAGAAGACUCCCCAAGGUUCUCAUUGUCCACCUGAAACGCUACCAAGUUACCCCGGAGAUGGUGCUGACGAAGAACAAGCAGCCAGUGGAGAUUUCUCAGUAUUUAUACGUAUCUUCCUCCCUUGGCCGUGAAAACAGGAAGCCACCAUUUCCCUUGGCCAAUACAGGCCCCAAUAGGGUCCAUACUGUCCCAAAUGUCUCUCAAGGGGUGCUGCCUGAGAUACUCAGCCAGCCAAUGCUGUCUAUGCAGGUGACUUCAGAAUCCAGUGAUCCCACGGUUAGAGGCGACGCAGAUCCUGGAGUACAAAUCAGAAUGGACGAAGACACAGGUGAGGGGUGGCUGCAGAGAGACCUGGAAAGCGGUUCUAGGCUGGAGCCAGCACCAGUGAAGACGGCAAACAGGAUGCUCAGCGAGCUGCCCUGGCCAGCUCCAGACGCGAUGGCUACAAUCUCUGAGUCUAUCCGAUUCCAAGACCCAGGUCUUCAAGAGGUAGCCAAGGAUCCAAAACUUAAGCACUGUGAGAGAAUUAACGUACGUGGAAAGUCAGAUGGUCGCUUUCAGGAAAAGACUAGCCAGCUCCACCAGGACCGCGGGGAUGGAGUCAAGAAGGAAUUGUUUCUGCAGGCGUCACUUCCAAGUGUUAGUACUCAGGAAGACACAGGGAAGGACCCGAGUAGCCAUUCAGAAUUUAGAGUUCUUCAGGAAAAUGACCCACGUCCCCUUGGAGCUUCAGGCUCUGCUACUAACACAGUAAAUGCCAUUGGGGGGUCGAAAAGUUCGGAGGUGGGAGAAGAUCCUCACAAAUACAGGCUGGUCAGUGUCGUCAGCCAUUUUGGGGACUCCCCAAAUUCAGGCCAUUACAUAAGCGAUGUGUAUGACUUUCAAAGACAAGUAUGGCACCUGUAUAGUGACCUCAAAGUGUUUGAGAUCCCAGAUUCCCUGACUCAGGAGUACAGGGAUGAAGCCGGGUACAUUUUUUUUUACAUGCGUGAUGAGAUUUUUGAGGAACUGUUGAAAAAGGCAUCGGAGUGCAAGCUCACUAGCACUUCUAAAGAGGAAAAGAAGGAAAUAGAUCUUUCCCUAACAGUGCUUUACAGCUAUAUAAAUUCUGCGCACAACGAAGAACUACAACAGAAGAAGAAAGCACAGCAAGACAAACAAACAAAACGAAAACCAAAAGCCAAGAAGAAAAACCCAGAAACAACGCUUUAAGACAGAAACCUAAAGACUUCCCUACGUAGCUAAACGGUACUUUCCCUAGUUUGUUGUUUGGAUUUCGUCAUGUGUGUUAAUAAAACUCAUCAUUUUGAGACUGUCA